AUGGCUUGUCUCGUCGCCAUGUCCUCUAUCUACACCGAGGUCGCCGGCUUCUGGAGCGAGCUCGAGUCUGAAAUCCACGUCUUCCGAGUACGUUCUGCUCCUUUUGGUUCCAAUUCUCAAGUUUUUUCUUCAGCUCUCGACCGACGACAUGUGGCGCGACAUCAUGACCAUCGGAACCACUCAGAAGCGUAUCCGUCGUCAAUACGAAGAGUCGAACCCCUCUUCGCACCCUCAAGGAGACGGCUCUCCGUCCAUUCCUCCAGGAAGUCCUCCAGCCGUUCCUCCAGUCUUCAACCACCAUCCUACUCCAAACGGAGCUAACGGCGCGGGUCCCUACCUGCAACUGCAACGCCGACAACAGCUGCCCAGCUGGUCCACCAGGACCAAAGGGAUUGCCUGGAGCUGCUGGACACAACGGACUUCCAGGACUCGACGGAGUUCCAGGAAUCGGCGCUGACGACAUCGCUCCUCAACGCGAAGCUCAGGGCUGCUUCUACUGCCCGCAAGGACCUCCAGGACCACCAGGAGCUCUCGGCAGACCAGGACCACGAGGCCUUGUCGGACCAAAGGGACACGACGGAAACCCGGGACGUGACGGUCAACCAGGCCAUCCAGGAGAGCAAGGCCCACCAGGACCCAUCGGCAAGAUCGGAGAGCCAGGACCACCAGGAGAAAAAGGACGCGACGCUGAGCACCCCAUUGGACGUCCUGGACCAAAAGGACCUCGCGGAGAUCAAGGACCGCCAGGAGCUUCCGGACAGAACGGACUCAACGGACCACCAGGAGAGCCAGGACCAGUUGGACCUUCUGGACCAACCGGACGUCAAGGACCUCAGGGACCAGACGGAAUCCAGGGAGAAGAAGGAUCCGAUGGUCGACCAGGAAAGGACGCCGAGUACUGUGAGUUGUUUUCAUUUUGAAACCUUUAUUUGACUGACGCAUUUUCAGGCUCUUGCCCAGACCGCGCUCAAGCGGAGGCUGUCCACCACGGACCAGGAGGACGCGGAUACCGCAACUUCUAA
Molecule: messenger RNA, 1022 nt
Organism: Caenorhabditis auriculariae
Lineage: Eukaryota; Metazoa; Nematoda; Chromadorea; Rhabditida; Rhabditidae
Source: the annotation of a GenBank genome assembly